AAAAAAUAAAUUUCUUUUUUUUUUCGUAAAUAUCCCAAUUAUUACUUUUUUUUGAAAUUUUUUCGAUGAUAAUUGAAAAAAAUUAAAGGCGAUAUUUAUAAAAUUUCUUUGAAAAUAAAAAAAAAAGAGAUAUUAAAAAAAAUGUGUUUUUGUUGUUUCUCGAACCGGGAGUGUACCAUUAUUUCUUCAAUCAUCAAUUUGUUUGUUGCAAUAACUGGGUCAGUAACAUUUCUCGCAAAACCCAAUGAUAUUGCAAUUAAAAUGCCAUAUGAAUUUAAAAUAACUUUUGGAAUUUUAUUUAUAAUUAUUUCAAUCAUAUUCAUAUAUGGAAUUAUUGCUAGUUUUAUAACACCAAACACACCGAAUGGACAGAUUGGAAUAAGAAUAUAUGAAUGGUUUUUAAUUGGUGUUUUAAUAAUAUAUUUUUUUAUAGCAAUUACAACUAUAAUAUAUAUGUUUACUAGUAAACAAUUAGCUAUAGAAAGAUGUAAUAAUGAGUUCAAAACUGAAACUGAACCACCCAAAAAUAAUUGUGUUCGAAAAGUAAGUAUAAUUACUUGGUUAAGAACUAUUUUAUUGAUUUUAAUGGUCAUAAUUGGGUUACAUACAUUUGAAAUUACAAGAAGACUAGGCGUAGAUUUACGACCACGUCGCAAAAAACCUCAGGGUCGUAAUAGACCCCAAUCAUUUAUUAGUACUGCUAAUUUUAUGUUUAUCUAGAUAGGUUUCGCCAAUUUUCAAUCUUGAUUCGGGCCGAAUUUGUUUUGGAUAAUACCGGCCUGAUCAUCUCUCGUUUAAUAAACGUGACUACACGAAUCUACUGAUUCUCCAGAAGAAUUUAAAAAACCAAAGGCGUAUUUAUAUACUUUUCAAUUUAGUAAAUUGAAAAAUCUUUUAAUGUUUUAUUAUUAUUACAAAAAGAAAUUAUUCAUGUAUUCAUGUAGUAAUUUGUUACUUUCACGAACAAUAUCAUUUCAUCAAAUAACUCUAAAU
This is a messenger RNA of Rhizophagus irregularis DAOM 181602=DAOM 197198, 993 nucleotides long. RefSeq lists its product as uncharacterized. Lineage: Eukaryota; Fungi; Glomeromycota; Glomeromycetes; Glomerales; Glomeraceae. The record is from RefSeq and is a predicted model, not a curated record.